AUGACGGGAUCGUUGGAGAAAGUCAUUGAGAGUGGGGAUGUCCAAGCACUGGAAGUAUUCUUGCAAAGGGACAUAUAUGAAGGGACCCCUAUAAAAUGUUCUUCACAGUUUCUCACCAAACUGGAUAAACUUAUCAGCAAGAGUUUGGACCAAAACGAUCCCAAAUCAGCUAGUUUGGGUCUCGCUAUCAUCUACAAGUAUGGGACAUAUCUGAAAGUACCCAGUGGUGGUCAAGGGCUGCCAGAAAUAAUAGCUCAAGGCUUGAUCAAAAAGAUGGUACAGUGGUUUGGGAAAUGCAGGCAACUGUGGAUCCAGUGCGGCCCACGGUGGGAUGAGACCUUGUUCAACCUUUCUGAGGACUUCUUUGAAGCCUUAAUGGUGGUUCACGAAGCAUGCAAAGAGGGAACAUAUGAAAUUACCGAGUGUUUCCUGUAUCCCGUUGGUCAGUUGGUAGUAGACCCCAGAAUCUACAUCCUCAUACAAAAAGAGGCGAUUCGUAAAUUUAACAUAAUUCUGGACAAAAUCCCAGUGGAGCUUAAGAAAGAGAGGAAGAUCCGAACAUCACAGGAGACCUCAGAGAUCAUGAUCAAGCUGGCUGGUCAGAUAUUAGAGAGUGGAGAUUACGACUUUCAGACAGCCCUGAUGGAGGCACUGUGCCGAAUGGCCAGUCCUGACCAAAGGAAGGAGCUGGCAGAUCGUUGGUUCAGCAUGCAGCACGUGGCCAAUGCCUUUGUCAAGAUCCAUGAUUCUGAGUUUGAGACGGAUUGCCGCAAGUUUCUGAACUUGGUGAAUGGGAUGCAGGGAGACAAGAGGAGAGUGUGUUCCUACCCUUGUUUGGAGGCUUAUCUGGACAAGCAUGAGCUGCUGAUGCCAACUGAUGAGAAACUGGAUGAAUUCUGGAUUGAUUUCAACCUUGGCAGCCACAGCAUCUCCUUUUACUUUUCUGUGGCUGACGAACAGGCACAGGAGGGCCAGUGGGAAACGAUAUGUAUAAAUGAGAAUGAAGUCCAAAGCUACACUGUUACAGAGAAGGGCAAGAGACAAGUCUUGCAGUUAAACCUGUCAGAGGUGGUGGUCGUGGGUGCGGUUGAAGGAUCAAGUCUCACCAUCUACUUCAGCUCCUCCUUGGACAUCCUGCAGGCUGCUUGCAGCGUCUAUGGACAGAGCAAAAACAAAGGCUUUGUAGGAAAAACCAGCAAAUCUAUAGUGAAGACUACAGUCAAAAUUAUAAUGGACGAGAACAGCUCCCAGGUUGUUCCAGAAAGCCAGGUGUCCCUUGGUGAAAGUGAGAAAAAUACUGCCCCCUACCUUUUACCUACCCCAUCUGCACUUAUCCAGACUCCAGCCAGGAUGAGGUUUUCAGAGUCCACCACCUUCAUCAGCAGCUGCAGUGCUGGAGGAAGUGUGCAUGGUGCCAGUUCACUCUCUGCUGUCAUGCAGUCAAGUAGGCUAUAAAUUAUUAAGAAGAGGAAACCAUCUCUGGAGAUGGUUCGUUCAAGUGACAGGCAGAGCAAAGUUAACCUGGGAGAGCUAAGGACAACUGCUAAGACCUGCAAUCAUAGCGCAACACCUGGCAGCACAAAAGCAGGUGGCAUGACAGAGCAGAGCAAAGCGUCCAAACAGGCCAUCAAGAAUAAGGUUGAUAUGAAGAAAAAGAACAUACCACUGACAAAAGCUGUAGAUAUGGUUCUAGCUGGACGAGGGGAGGACCAGUCUCUAGAGAAUGGUUUUGUGCCUGACAGCCAACCCAGAACUGGGAGAAGCAUAUUUUCUAGCUGGAACAAACUGUCAGUUUCUGAAAUGCUAAUGAUGCCGACACAGAAAAUAAACUAUCUGCCAGUAACUGAUUCUUGUUCAAGUUUGACACAACAGCCAGAACAUCUGGCUUCUGGCCAGAAAUCGUCUGCUCAAGGCUCAGGCCCAAUCAAACAAAAGGAGCUCCAUGUCCAACUCACCCAGCGCCUGCAAGAGGUCCUCAAUGACAGGAGCCAAAAACCUGCCUUUCAGAGGCCAGCUGCAGCCCAGAGGAAAGUGUGUGAUAUCAGAGAGGACUCGAAAGGCAGAAGCUCUGCAGACCAGCGUGGCUCCACAUCGUGUACUUCCAAAGAGCAGCAGGCCAAGAGAAAUGGCCCGGCCAGAGGGAAGAGCAAAGGCCAGAUGUCAUUAGAGGCAGAUGCUACUGCAGUCAAGGCUCCAGUCAAGGCCUCCACAACCAAAGCUCUGCAGGAAAAAACACCAAAUGUUAAAGUUAAAACUAACAGGGCCCUCUCGAGGAAAGAGACGAGAGAUGCAGAAGUUGCAGGCAGCAUGGUGAAGCUCAUAUCUAGCCGUUAUGAGAUUAACAUGAAAUCCAUAGCAAAACCUACAGUAGAAAAUAUCUCUCAGUGCUGGAUCCCUCCACUUGUCAGCAGGCCCAUCUUCAAUAUGAGUUGGCAAACAAACGCUAAAAGAGAAGAUUUUGGAGCUGUAAGCUUAAUGAAAUCUCACAGCAAAACCACAACAAAGUCCACAAGGCAGAGACAAGAUAUAUUUGCAUUCAACAUUGAUGCACCAUUGAGUAUUGGGGGAAAGGACAAAACCUUCACUAGCACCUCUGCAUUAUCAAGCAGUGACAUCCAUGAAUCUUCAGUAGCCCUCACCACAACCAAGACAAGACAACAACCUAUGGCAAAAGAGAAGAGGUAUGUGAAGAAACACCUGUUUAGUGACACAGACACAGACUAUGCCAUGACAGAGGUCAGCUGGUUGAGGGAGUCAAGUAGGAAACCCAAACCCAAAGUUACCAAAUACUCCAAGUCGGUGCCCGUCAAGCCUAAAGCUCUGUCAACUCAUACUUCAUUUGAAUCCCCAGAUUUACCCCUGGCCUCUCCAAAACCUGUAAAGGGCAAUGUCAAAUCCAAAAAGCCCGAUGUAAAGAAAGCCGUGGAACAGCCAAAGAAGACAGUGAAGCCAGCAGCAGCACCCGACAGACAACAUGCAGGAGGCAGGAGGCCCCAGAGAGCUGCAGCCACCACAUCCAAGAGCUAUAAAGAGCCAGACACUGAUGACAGCCAGUCAGAAUCAGAGAAGCAUCUGGCUUCCAAGUACUCCUCUACUGAUCAGCUGGCGAAAACUGAGAAAAACAAUGAGACUGCUAAGAUGAGGAAGAAAAAGACUGGCUGUAAACAACCAACAAAAAGCUGCUUGAAGCUAGAGAACAACUAUCAUAGCAGCCAGUCAGAGUCAGAAUCUGUGUCAGAGCAGCCACCAAUUUCCAAGAAAUAUUUUGCAGGUCAGCAGGGCAAGAGUGAGAAGACUUGUCCAGAGGUUCUAGAGGUAAAGAAGAGAAAAAACACCUCUGAGCAAUCUGUAAAUAGGAGACAAGACUGCAACAACCAGUCACAUUUGAAAAAGCCAUCUGGUGUCAAGCAGAGGCCUGAGAAUGUUCUUCAAGAAACAACAAAGUUAAAUAAGACAAAUGUCAUUCCUGCCCAAGAACAGACGAAUGCAUUGGAAGAGUCCUGGGCUGACCGGCAGGCCCUGUUCUCUCCCUGCCCUCCUUUUAUCGAGAGGAUGAGAUCUGGUGAGAGGUCAGCCCCAACCUUGGGUUUGACCUUCUCCCCUAUCCUCACCCCGCGGGGAUCCCCACUCCCUGCCUCCCCCAAUCCUCCCUGCCAGGACACCCCCUCGCCAGUCCUGCUGCUACCCAAGCCUCGCUCAACAGUCAGCAGUAAAGGACACUUUAAGCCCUCCUCGUUCUACAGUGCAAGAAAGAAGCGUAGCACAUCCAAGACUCAGUCAAUCCAGUCUGUGUCCCUUCUCCCUUCACUGACCUCCAGAGAUCAAACCCCUGCAGCCGGACCUCCCACUGGACCAAGAGCAACAGAGACAAGUCCAGUCCAGCAGUGCCUAUUCUCAGCACCUCGACCUACUUUGUCUCUGUCCACUUCUCCCCUGUUAACGUCCACAUUCCUUGAGCUGGACAAGCCAUCCAUGCCCUCUCCUCCUCAGUCAUCGUUCCAUGAAGACACCGUCACCCAUGGCCACAUUUAUGGCUUCAAUAAAGUGUCUCCAGUAUCUCGGCUGUCACUGAGCCAGUCAUCAGUACUCAGUAUUAGAGUUACAGACAGCCCUGCUGUGAGCCUGGCAGUGUCUCAUAAAACAGAGAAAACGCCAUCUUCAGAACGAGACCUAACGUCUGCACAGCUUCAUAUCUCUGGACCCAUUCGAAAGCGCCGCAUCUCUUUGUCCAGUAACUCUGAUGAAGAUGAGAGUGAAGAGAUGAAGAAAAGCAAGAUGAGAGGGCAGCGUUCUCCUCGGAUGAGGCCAAGGAAGUUGUUCAAGUCAUUUGCUGAGGUGCCUGCUGAAGUUGGGGUGAGCCGAGUGAUGUCUUCUUCUCACACGGUGAGCUCCAGUCACUGGGAGGCUGAAGUGGCAUCGGCAGACAUGGACAUGGAUGAGGAUUUUGACUUGCCAGACGUGGCUGUAAACCCAAGUAACCUGUGCCAGCAAUUCAGCUCUGAGCUGAAGAAGAAGUUCCAGAGCCGUUCUAAGAUGAUGGAGGUUUACAACAAGCAGUCUUUGAAGACUGUCCAGCAACAUGUCUCCACCCUCAACAUGCAAGUUACUGAAUGCAGGACUCAGAGGCUUGAAAAGGUUCAGAAGGUCCUCUUGGAAGAGAUCCACAAACUGGAGCAGGAUGACACUGUACUGAAAAACAUGGAGAAAGACUUGACUAUGAACUGGAAAAAGCAGGUUGUGGCGUUCCAUUCUUUCCAGGAGCAGGAUACCAGGAGAAACGAGACCCUGAAGAAUGCUCUCCAGAGUAACGUGUGUCACAGCUUGGAGUACGAGGAAAGAAUAUUCACAUCCCAGAUGUGCCUGAUAAGAAAAGACAUGAAGUCGGUUCAGGACAGACUCCUCGGAGAGAUGCAAGAUGGAGAGAUCAAGAGUGUGAAGAGAGGUCUGCAUUCUCUGUUUUUCCCUGAUGGAGGCAGGUUUUGAGUUGACACAGUCCUGCCAAAGGUCCCUACACAAUAAAUAAGGUGUAAU
This is a messenger RNA of Scomber scombrus (Atlantic mackerel), 5031 nucleotides long. It is a transcript of the gene sycp2, whose product is annotated as synaptonemal complex protein 2. The transcript is spliced from 46 exons. NCBI's taxonomy places the organism in Eukaryota, Metazoa, Chordata, Actinopteri, Scombriformes, Scombridae. The record is from RefSeq and is a predicted model, not a curated record.